Messenger RNA from Trichomonas vaginalis G3, 651 nucleotides. RefSeq lists its product as uncharacterized. The record is from RefSeq and is a predicted model, not a curated record. The coding region runs from base 1 to 651 and encodes 216 amino acids. NCBI's taxonomy places the organism in Eukaryota, Parabasalia, Trichomonadida, Trichomonadidae. The transcript has a single exon.
AUGUUCGCAGUAUAUUUUCAUGGGCAGUAUAAAGGUCCUGAUUGUCUAAUAGACAAAUUUGACGAAAUGAGAAUCUUUACAGUUCGUUCAGACGAAAGUCUUGAGAAAACUCUAGAUGACUUUCAAACUCAAAUGAACAAAUAUUAUUGGGAAUUUCAAGAAAAAUACGACUCUUUACUAAAUGGAACAUACUAUCUGAAACUAGAAUAUGACAAGAUGAACUCCACCGUUUCAUUUCAAAAGAUUGAAAUUAACCCUCCAAGAGAUACAGAGUUUUUAUUUUGGGAAGUAGACAAACGUUCUUGGGCACAAUUUCUUCGGUUACUAAACCAGAACGAACCAUUACCACCAGAUGGUCCAUUUAAAUUUAUACUUCCACCAGCAGAUUUGAUGGUUUAUAGAAACGUGUUUGACCCUCAAAAUGUUAUGUGUCAUGCAAGUUUCAGUUCAAGCAACAAUAGUUUUCUAUGUAUUGGUAAGGACCUUUAUGACUUUGCUUCUAAAUUCUACGAACCACCUAGUAACAGUUUCUCUGACUUUCAAGUUUGGUUCACAACAAAUGGUGUGCAACAUAUUAUUCCAUUGUACUAUGACUUUUAUCUCGAAUUGUCUUUCAUAUAUAACUACGGAAAAGUGCUGAAAAAGUAUUGA